GCCUGUUUCUUAUUGCAAACGUAUGUAUAUAAUCAGGUAGCGAAAACACGGCACGAAAGCAGACUCACGGCCAUCCAAGAGCGUGGUUUCGGUGAAAUGGGGGUAAUUCAGAUCUCUGUUUCUUUGCUCUUAUGUUAUAAAACGCCACAUGCUUGUUAGACUAUUAGAUUGCUUUUAUCAAUAUACAGAAGGGAAACAAUAAAUCCUGGAUUGUUGGUCCUUAUAUUAACAUGUUGAAUUAUGUCCCUGUAAUUGUAGGCCCUACUUUUAUUUAUCUACCCUCACAACAAAGAUUGUCUGAUCUUAGUGAUCUUUACUCACUCCUCCUUCCUGUUUCAAUCACAUGUACUCAUGCUCAUUAUGAUUUAUUUAGUCUUGUCAGUGAAGCCAGAGAGGGCAGACCUCAUAUUAUUUUCAUCAUUAAAUUACCCUUCUUCAUCUAGAAACGGAGUUUUUACUUUUGCUUUAUUAAAUACAAUAAUGGCAAACAACCCCAGUGCAACAAUGCUGAACGCUGUAAAAAAAAGUUCAGAUUUUUUUCGUUAUAAUAGUGAACUUGCUGAGUUUGAGAAGAUGGCAGACCAAGUUCAUAUAACAACUGACACUCUGAGGAAGGACAUGUUUGCAGAAAAACCCCUCUGUUCUUCCAUUGUAGCCGAGCUGGCUGGUUCAGAACCCAGACAGCUGAUUGGCUACUCGUUGUUCUACCCGAUCUACUCGACCUGGGAUGGCGUGUCCAUGUACCUGGAAGACCUCUACGUCACUCCAUCGCAGAGAGGACAGGGCUUGGGGAAGAAAAUCUGGCAACAUGUCACAAAGGCUGCUUUAGAUCUGAACUGUCAGCGUUUGCAUCUAGCAGUACUGAACUGGAAUACGUUUGCCAAAGAUUUCUACCUUCGCUGCGGUCUCAUUGAUCUGACGGAAACGGAAGACUGGCAUUUGAUGAGAAUGAGGAGGAAGGAGAUGGAAAACUUUGUGAAAGAUCUCAAAGACUAGUAGCUUCCCUUUGACUCCUUUGAUGUCAUGCAGGACUCAAAAGCUGGUUAUGAACACCUCCGAUAAACGUGCCUGCAUCAGCAAUUUUGUUACAUGCUGGACUGCUUUAGACAAAUUGCUACCUUAAAAUUACCAAGUGUAAGGCAGCGCGGUGGAAUCAGGCUCUCGUCAAAAUAAUCGAAGUGAAGAAAC
This is a messenger RNA of Aplysia californica (California sea hare), 1188 nucleotides long. RefSeq names its product diamine acetyltransferase 2. The transcript is spliced from 5 exons. The record is from RefSeq and is a predicted model, not a curated record. NCBI's taxonomy places the organism in Eukaryota, Metazoa, Mollusca, Gastropoda, Aplysiida, Aplysiidae. Gene Ontology annotation, molecular function: N-acetyltransferase activity. The coding region runs from base 352 to 996 and encodes 214 amino acids.